AUGACCGUGGCGUCGGGGUGGUCGGGCCGCGUCUGGGGCCGUACCCUCUGCUCCACCAACGCUGGCACGGGCAAGUUCACCUGCGUCACCGGCGACUGUGGCUCGGGCAAGCAGGACUGCGCUGGCGGCAGGCCGGCUCCGCCGGCCACACUCGCGCAGUUCACGCUCGACGGAAGCGGUGGGACGGACUCGUACGGCGUCAGCCUUGUCGACGGUUUCAACCUCCCGGUGCUGGUGGCGCCGCAGCAGGGCGCGAGCCCUGGCGGCAACUGCGCGCUGGCGGAGUGCGAGGUGGACCUGAACGCCGCGUGCCCGGCCGGGCUGCGCGUCACGUCGGGCACCAGCGCCGUGGCGUGCAAGAGCGCGUGCCAGGCGUUCGGGUCGCCCCAGUACUGCUGCACCGGCGAAUACGGGAACCCCGACAAGUGCAAGCCGUCGUCGUACUCGCAGUUCUUCAAGAAGGCGUGCCCGCGGUCGUACAGCUACGCGUACGACGGCGCCGACUCCAUCUUCACGUGCGGCAGCGGCGGCGGCGGCACCUGCGCCUACACCAUCGUCUUCUGCCCGAGCACGCCCAGCAGUGCCAAGCUCUCCACCAGCCCUAACUCGCAGCCACCGGGGACGGGGAAACCUGCCGUACAUCAACGGCACCACGCCAUACACCGGCGGCAGCCAGGUCGGCGGUACUAG
Miscanthus lutarioriparius is the source of this 690-nucleotide messenger RNA. The record is from the annotation of a GenBank genome assembly. Lineage: Eukaryota; Viridiplantae; Streptophyta; Magnoliopsida; Poales; Poaceae.